Taeniopygia guttata (zebra finch) is the source of this 4246-nucleotide messenger RNA. NCBI's taxonomy places the organism in Eukaryota, Metazoa, Chordata, Aves, Passeriformes, Estrildidae. The record is from RefSeq and is a predicted model, not a curated record.
UGCAGGAGCUGGACAAGAAUGAAUUCAAGAAUGUUUCAUUGCUGCUGAAAUGUAUUCAGCUCUACCUUAAAAGUGAUCUUGGAAAACAGAAGAGCUUGCUUAUGGAGCAAGGACUGGUAGUGAAGAUGAGUAUAAUACUGUAUACAAUUUACUAAUGUGAUUUAAGGUUGUUUGCAUCAGAAACAUCUCCAAGGAAGUGAAAACUAGAGGAUGGCUUGGUGGCCUCACAGAAACAAAAUAUUUUUUUAAUAUUUGCAUCAACUGAGUGGGGGAAGAAAUGCUUAGUCUCUUACUGCUUUUGGUGUAGCAGCCAAUUUUAUGGCUUCACUUACUACCUGAUUUCAAGGGUUGGGUUGUUUGGGUUUUUUUAAAGCAGAUAGCGGAAGGAGAGGAUGAAUUUCUAUAAGUCCCAUUACUGAAAUGAUACAGACUUUCUAAAUCCAUUUUAAAUGCUCCUGCAAAAUAUAGUUUUAGUAAUAGAAUUAAUGAGUAAUUUGUGCAUUUAUAUUUUUAAAAUCUGAGAUAUUCUUUAUGAAGAUCCCUCUCUAGUUAUAUAGUAAACCAAAUGCAUUUAAUCUGCAAUUGUGUUUUAUCUUCUACAACUAUAUUGAUUUCAGCUGGUAAUAGUUGUAGUAGCAGAAAGGAAAUUGUGCUGAAGACAAGAAACACCUGGGUCUAACACAGGUGUAACUGGCAGGGAACAGCUAGCACAUGCUCUCUGUUAGCAGAGAGCUGACUGAGAGUCCUCAGUCCAAAAUGUUGUAUUCCUGCCUUGUAGUUAUGCUUUUCAGGGUUACUCAAAAUUCCUGUAUGGAAAUGAAUUAAUAAUUUUUUUCCAGUCUGAGCUCUGUAUUUUCAGUGAAACUUAGAUUUCUAGUUCAUCAUUUUUGUGUGAUCUUAUGCAAUGUUUAAAACCAUGAAGUAAUAAAAUAUUUACCUUGAAAAAGCUUGAAAAAAUUAUACAGUAUUUUGCUGUGAGUUGAUGUCUUCUAGAAAUGUCUGUAGUAGUUCUGGUGCUACUAACAGCGUGUAUUGUGUCUGAGCACCAUGAGUGGGUGCCUUGGACAAGAAAGGAGGAUAAAAGGAAGGGCUAGAGAGGGAAGGGGAAAUGGCACUUUUCACGUCCUCCUAGCAAAAUUUGAACUCCUUAAAGCCAUGUAGUUUUUGACACAGUAUAUGACUCUGAAGUUUAAAAGAUAAAGAACUCUGUAAGGUUUUCCUGCAGACAUAUAUAAUUUAAGAUUAUUAAUUCCCCUUCUCAGUUUUUAACUCCUUUUUUUUUUUUAACUUUUACCUGGUAUCUUGGUUUGAAAGAGCAAGAGCGUUUGUGACCAUCAUCGACCCAAAUGAGAAUAAAUUUUUGGUCUUAAUGCUUGAAGACUUCUUUGAUUCUGCAUUGGUGAUUUGCAAAUGCAGUUAUGAAGGGAAGAAAGAGGUAGUGAAUUCAUUUUUGCCUGAACUAGGGUGCCUAGUGACAGAAUCAAAUCUUUGCUCUGCUCUGCAUCUGGAGGCCUUGAGGACCCUCAACACUAUACUUGCAGCUGUCCCAUGGGAACUGAAAAGGAUGUUCCCUCUCUCUGAGGAUAUAUGCUUGCUCACGCAAGACCUAGUAGCAACUGUGCUGGAGGUUGGUGAUUAUGACCUUCAGGUUGGCCUUUUAGAAGCAGUUUGUAGGUUUUUGCCAAGAAGGUGGAGGGAUGACCUUGUUCACCUCUUGUUUGACGAUAACUAUCUUGCUGAAGCUUUCAAAGAGAUCAAGGAUCAAGAAUUUGACACGGACUGCAGAAAAUUUCUUAAUCUAUUAAAUGGAAGGCUUGGAGAUAAAAAAAAAAGAGUCUACACAUUUCCUUGCAUAUCUGCUUUUGCUGGUGGGAAGGAGGUAAUGAAGCCAUCGGACAAGAACCUGGAGGAGUUUUGGAUUGACUUCAACGCUGGCAGCCAGAGUGUGACUUUCUAUGUGGAUUGUGAUACGGGAAAACUUUGGGUCUCUGUGAGGCUGUCAAAAGAAAAUGUCAAGAGCUACAGUGUGACGGAGAAGGAUAGACAAAAGAUUGUUAAAAUUUCUUUGAAGAGAUCUGCUCCUCUUUACAAUAGAGCAGCAUUAAAAUUCAAACUGGUUUUCAGUGCUGAGUUUGAAAUACUUGGUGCACUUAGAAAAGUCCUGGGAGAUGAAAAACUGAUGAUAGUCAAGUCUGAAGAUGAGCUUGUCCAUUCUGGGAAGGAAACCAUGCAGAGUGAAACAGAAACACCUGUGCCCUCUAACUCACAGAGGAGGAAACAUCCUUCAGACUCUGGAAACGCGGAGACUCAAAAAGACAGCUUAACCUCUCCGCACAGACAGCAGUUAACAGGGACUGAAGGCGAGAAAAUGCCUGACUUUGGUGUUGCCAUGGUUACAGUGAGCCAGCAGACUGAUCCGCAAGGUGCUAACCAAGGAAAAAAGUCCAAAACUCCAUCUUCAGGGAUGAAAGCUGAGCCUAGUGAGAAGCCCCUCGAAGAAGAAGAACCUAUGGAUGGGCAGAUACCGAAGAUCCUGCAAUUCUCUCGUUUACCAAAGGACACUACCACCAAAAAGAAAAACGAGAAGAGUGCUGCAGGCAGGAAGGACCUCUAUGAUUUUGAAAGCUCAAACUCCUCAAGUCACAAAAAGGUUUCUAAAGCCAAAGGAAAGAUUCUUGCCCAGAAAGAUUCUUCAAAAAGUCAGAGGACUUACGAAACAAGAAGCAAGAGCAAGGCAUUAAACAGUCUUGAGAGAAAGCAGUCCAGUUACAGGAAACAUCUUUUCUCUGAAAGCAAUAAUGAAUAUACAAGCCCUGGUCAGAGUGAGACAAGCUGGAUUCCUAACUCUCAGAUACAGGCAACGCCAAAAUCUGACUAUACCCGAAAAAAACCCAGGAUGAGAAGUAAAUUAAAAGUGCUUCCACUGUCUUCUUCAAGCAGUGACAGCGACUAUGAGCCAGAGAAGAAGAGAAAAUCAAGGGAAAGAGCUCAAAAGAAGACGCAAAGGAAAGAAAGCGCAUCUAGCUCCAAGAGAGAUGAUUUACCCAUUCUGAAUCUUUCUGAUGAAGUGCUCUCAGAUGAUGCUGCAGGGAGUCCAGUGCUUCUUGAUAUGCCUGCCAGGAACCCUUCCACUGAUGUGGAGAAAGCCACACAGAAGAUUCUUGGUGCAUCAGGCAAAUUAUCAAGAGAGGAAGAAAAUAGCAAGGAGAAGGACUCAGAUAUACUGAGUGGCACUGUCACAAAAAAGCCUAAACUUUCUAGUUUGAAGGAAAAUCACCUGCCCUCUGAGAUUAACCAUACACCAAAGAAAAUCUCUGAGUCAGUAGAAGAUGAGGUGGAGAUGGAGAAAGGUCAGGAAAUGGUCAAUAGUGUAGAUGAUGCGUUUUUUUCCAAGAUUUUCCAUGAAGAUUCGAGUGAUUCAGAAGUGAUUUUUGCCCUUGAAAGAUUUAUUGACCAACUGAAGAAGUAUUUCUGGUCCCGGUACAAAAGGAUUGAGAUCAGCGCACAGGAUGUCCUGAGAUCUUCAGAGAAGAGCCUGUCUGCCCAGCUGUACCAGAUACAUAAGUGCAGGCUGGAUAAAUUUGAGACCUUGCGGAAGACUGUUGUUGAAGAGCUUGCCAACCUUGAGAGGGAAACUCAAAUGCUGGCAGCCAUGGAGAAGGACGCACUGGAUUUCUGGAAUGUGCAGCUGCUGAAACUGAAUACAUUCUUCAGCCAGCAAAAGGAAAGAACGGAAUCUGUUGACUCAGCCCUGGGCGAAACAACAAAGGGUUUUGCCAGCGCUGUCCAGAAUACAAUGCAUGAACACUCAGUGAAGAAGGCAGAAGAUGAUGUGUUCAUUGUUCCUUCUGACUAGCAAACCCCUGAAUUCAUUACUGCUCAUGGCAUUUGAGCACUUCAUGUGCAGCAUAGACAAGAUGAUUCUGCAAAGGAUGUUAUUCUGUUCCAAAUGAAAAGAAAGGCAGGAAAAGCAUUAUGUUGAGCCUUUUUUUUUUUUUUUUUGCCUAAAAAGAAUAUAUAAUGUUAAGUGGUCCAGUUGUGACCCCUGUGUUGAUAACAGUUUUUUCUGAAAAAUUGCAAGAUCAGGUCCCUUAUAUAGCAAAGAAAUAUAAAAAAUCAGCUAAAGAUAAGGAUGUAGCUGUCAAAUUGAUGGAUCUGUUGGCUUUCUUUGACUGUUCUGCUAAAACGUUUAUCAAGUGUAAAAGCACUUAAAAAAUGGAUUCAAAAUAAAAAGUUGCUUGUUUAG